CCACAUGCAACUUCCGUUUAAAUUUCUCUGGUAUCGAUUUUCCAGUCUAAAGACGAAGUGUAUGGACCAUGCGAUAAACUACCAUUAUAUUCCGGAGAGAAGAAGAAUGCAAGGUGGUGAUGGUCUGUACAGCAGAAUGUCAUCAGCCCACAUGUUUAGGGAGGCUCAGGAUGCUGAGUUUGAACAUAAAACAAAAAAGGUAGCAGAGAAGAUCUCAGAAGGUAUGAACAUUGUGGCUAAUGAGCCGUCCUUAGCAUUCUUCAGAAUCCAGGAACAUGUGAGGAAGUCUCUACCACAGUUGGUGCAGCAGAAGCAUGAAGUACAGGAACUACAACAAAGAGUCCAAGGAGCCAGUUUUGAUACUGAAUAUGCCACUAAUGCUGUCAAGGGUUUGCAUAAAAGUAAUAACCACUUCCAGAAUAUCCAGGACCUGCUAAAGAAUGCCAUGUUUAUGAAGCAGCAGAUUGACUAUGAACAAGACAGGAGUGAUGAACCCGUGAUGCCCGCCCCACCGCCAAAUGUAUCUGCUGGGCCAUCGUCUGUAUACGGAUCGAUCAACUGCUCCUGACAUAACAGCAGCAAACCAUACAGAUUGUGGACAGUUGCAGGCUUAAAGUCUAUAAAUACAUCCAACUUUUUAUAAAAUAUAAACUGCUACGGAGCCUGAUGAAGAAACGAGCUUGGGAUGACAUGGUAGAUAUGUGUGAUAUACACUGUAUCUGAGAUUGUAACAGCUGUUUCAGAGUACAUGCAAAUCUGCCUCAGUGACCACAGCUAAGGAUAUCUCUAUGUUCCAAUUUCAACAUAGCUGGUAUUUUAUGUAAUGCCGCCAUUAGAUAUUUUGUUUGUCAAAUCUCGUAAAGCAGUUAACUAUAUAUUUUUGAGCCUUCUCUUGGUUUAUUGACUUGGCAUUAUGAAUGUAAAAGUGCUAGACAUAGAGUUGACAAAGCUGAAUUUUAUACUGGAUAUUACGUGACUCGUUGAUAUGUCGCGACAGAUUUUGACGUAUCUUUUUGCAGAUGACACAUAUCAUGAAAUAUCUUAUUUGUUUGUUCCUACUAUUUAUUCAUAUUUUUCUCAAGCUUUUUUUAUUGUUAUAAAUUCAAUAUGUCAAAUUAACACCGAAGCAGUACAAAAAUAUGAGCAUUCUUAUUGGUAAUAUUGGAGAAAUGGCCAUUCUAAUGGCUUGUAACUUUACAUGAGAGCCGCCUAUUCUCAUUGUGCUAUACUUUUCAUUGAAAGGGCUGUCUCGAAAUGUAUCUGAGCUGCAUCACAAGAGCAUGUGCAGUAAGUGUCCUCUAUAGCAGGUGAAAGUUGUUCUGCUAAAUACAGGUAUUACAACAGUUACAUACUUAUGAUGUGCUCAUGCGAAGUGCUUUUGAUUUUGAUAUACUAGGCCUAUAACUUAAGAUUUUAAAUCAACUUUGAUUAUUGCUAUUUAUAAAAAGUAACUACAUUCUCCUAUAAAUAGUAUAAUGUUGCCAAUAUUUAAAGCAUAAGGCAACUUUAAAAUAUUCGAUUUACCAUUAAGGUAAUAUUUGACAUUUGUUUGUAAUAAUUGAAAAUAGUACUUUUUCAUAGACGUCUUUAUUAUAAAGUCAUAAUGGUAACGAUCUAUACCAGUGAUCCUUACAAGUAAAUGGCUGUUGUAUUUGAUGUAAAAUGAAUAUUUGGAUAAUUCAGUUAUUUGUAGGAAAUGUCAAAUGAAAGAAUCGUUUUAUAUCUGUUAGUUAGGUAAUUAUUUGUCAUGUUAACAGUUUUUCCCGGUGGACAGCAUGAAAACAGGAGAAAUGUUUUUGUUUACUUUUGGCGUAUCAAUGUCAAAUCAGUUCCCAUUUUUUUACGAAUAUAAUUUAAGCACCAAAAACAUUUACAUGAGAUAGCAACAUGAUAGUAAUGGUGUCUAUAAAAACUGCAUGACUUACUGUGGGUGCUGUUUUCAUUUCAGAGUAAAAUUUGAAAUGAAGCAUUUUGUUCUUGUAUUUCUGUCUUAAAAAAAGCAAAAAGCAUCCCAGUUUAAUGGAUGCAGGCAAGUUAUAAAAUGUACUAAAUAACAGGUUGAAAUGUGUGGAGAUUACUGUCGUCACAUUAUCUAUCAUUUUAUUAAAAGAAGAUCGUUUACAUUCCUGUGUUAUUGUAAAAAUAGAUGUUAAUCCAAUGACAAACCUGUGCAAUAUGUAAUGAAAAUAUGUUUAUAAAAAUAAAAAAUGAAAACCUA
Molecule: messenger RNA, 2218 nt
Organism: Mizuhopecten yessoensis (Yesso scallop)
Lineage: Eukaryota; Metazoa; Mollusca; Bivalvia; Pectinida; Pectinidae
Product: BLOC-1-related complex subunit 8-like
Exons: 6
Coding region: 5-568 (187 amino acids)
Cellular component (GO): BORC complex
Source: RefSeq, a predicted model, not a curated record